Zingiber officinale is the source of this 1106-nucleotide messenger RNA. RefSeq lists its product as uncharacterized. The record is from RefSeq and is a predicted model, not a curated record. NCBI's taxonomy places the organism in Eukaryota, Viridiplantae, Streptophyta, Magnoliopsida, Zingiberales, Zingiberaceae. The transcript is spliced from 2 exons. The coding region runs from base 449 to 1006 and encodes 185 amino acids.
CGUCGGCUUGCCUCUCGUACCCUGCCCCGUCCCCUCCGAUCAUGCCUUCGGCGGCCGUUCUAUCCUCCUUCGUGAUAACUCCUCCCUCCAAGAGUCGUCGGCGAAGUACAUCAUCCACCAGUACAUCGCGGCGACGGGAGGUCAGGCGGCGCUGACGUCGAUAAGCACCAUGUACGCGGUGGGGAAGGUGAGGAUGAGCGCGUCGGAGUUCCAGGGGAGCGACGGCCCCAACGAGGUCGGAGGGUACGUGCUGUGGCAGAGGAGCCCCGACGUGUGGUACUUCGAGCUCAUCAUGGCCGGAUGUAAGAUGAGCGCCGGCAGCGACGGAAAGCUCACCUGGAGGCAGUCCGCCUCCAUGCAAUCCCACGCCCUCAGAGGCCCCCCGCGCCCGUUGCGCCGAUCUCUGCAGGUGUCGACACCGUGAUUUCUGCCAGUUGGCUCCAAUUGAAUGGGAUUGAGCAAUUGGAUUUUGAUGAUGACGAAACAGGGAUUGGAUCCGAGGUCGACGGCGAACCUCUUCUCGAACGACGCGGUGUGCACCGGCGAGAAGACGAUCAACGGCGAGGAAUGCUUCAUGCUGAAGCUGGAGGCGGAUCGGGAGACGCUGAAAGCCCGGAGCGCCGCCAACUUCGACAUGGUGCACCACACGAUAUGGGGUUACUUCAGCCAGCGCACCGGCCUCCUCGUCCAGCUCGACGACACCUACCUCCUCAGCAUGAAGGGUGCCGGCGGCUGCGGCCAGACCAUCUUCUGGGAGACCACCAUGGAGUCCGCCCUCGACGACUACCGCCUGGUCGACGGCGUCAGCGUCAGCGUCAGCGUCGCGCACGCAGGCCACACCACCGUCACCCUGUCCCGGUACGGCGAGGGCACGGCCAAACACAAGCGGAGGAUGGAGGAGACGUGGACCAUCGAGGAGGUGGAUUUCAACCUCUUGGGCUUGUCCAUGGACUGCUUCCUCCCGCCGGCCGACAUGAAGAAGGACCAAGACGGAUGGCAGCAGUGAAUCAUGCCUCGAUUCUUCAAAUCUUUGUCUCCCUUGAUCGCGUUCUUGUAAAUAUAAUUAAUCAAUUGAUACAACGAUCAGGCUGUGAUUUUAUUUUUCA